GUCAUUGGCUGCCGGGUAAAUUUGAAAUGUAACCGAACUGCUCGUAGGAGGAAACGAACAAUUUGCUCCUCUGUUGGCUAACUUGGACGGGCAGGGGGAAUCAUUCGGAUUAAUUCCGCAACUUUUUUUUCGUGGAGCCGAAAUAUUCGGCAGCGGAGGACACUAAAAGAGACAUGGACACCGCGAUGGUAAACGUGCAGGGCUUGUUUGAUAAUCUGCGGGCGCACGUGGAGGUCCUGAGCGAAGGCGUCGAGCCUCAGUUUAUCCAAAUGGCGCUGAACUUUGAGGACUGCCGGCGGAAGUGGCUGAAGCUGGAGCAGGACCUGGGAUCUUGUAAGGAAGUUCUGGCCAAGGCGGAAACAGAGAGGGGGGCCUUGGAAGUCAAGCUCAAGCACGCUCGCAACCAGGUGGACGUGGAGAUCCGCCGGCGCCAGAGGGCAGAGGCUGACUGCGAGAAAUUGGACCGUCAGAUCCAGCUGAUCCGGGAGCUGCUGAUCUCGGAGAGCUCCAGCAACAGCAUCCAGCUCAACGAGGAGCAGCGGUCGGCGCUGGCCUUCCUCAACGCGCGCUCGCAGGCCUCGCAACUGAACACCAGCCGCAGGUUAACCACAAUAGACGAGUCUGCCUCCAGUCUGUCGGACAUCAGCUACGACCAGACCAACGAGUCUCUGGACUGGGACUCGUCUGCGGUGAAGAUGGUGCGGCUGAAGAAGAGGCAGAAAAGACGCUCCUCCCGAAAUCACACCGAGGGGCCCCUCUCUGUCGCCAAGAGGUCCCGUUCCACUGGCCGCCCGUCUGAUAAGCUGAACGAGUCCAUUGUGGCCAGAACCACUCUGACGGUGCCUGCAGAUGGUGGCUCCAUCGAGGCUGUCGCCACCAUAGAGACAGUGCCCUACUGGACCCGCAGCAGGAGGAAGACAUCAGUAGUUCAAGGCUGGGAGUCUGAUUCCACCUCAGCUGAGAACGUGCCAAAGCUGAUCAGCAAGCCGGAGAGGGUCCCUGUGUCCGAGCCCAGCACCCCGCAAGGCAACGGAGGGGUCCGCCUGCACGAGUUCAUCUCCAAAACGGUCAUCAAGCCGGAGUCGUGCGUGCCGUGCGGGAAGAGGAUCAAGUUCGGCAAGCUGUCCCUGAAAUGCCGCGACUGCCGCGUGGUCUCUCACCCGGAGUGCCGGGACCGCUGCCCCCUGCCCUGCAUACCCACGCUCGCCGGCACCCCCGUCAGGAUCGGAGAGGGCACCCUGGCAGACUAUGUCCCUGCCUCAUCUCCCAUGAUUCCCUCUCUGGUUGUUCACUGCGUCAAUGAGAUUGAGCACAGAGGGCUGCAUGAGGCCGGGCUGUACCGGGGCUACGCGGUGAGGGCUGAAGGAAGUUCUGCGGGGAAGACUGUCCCUCCUCGGGCAACGGUGGAAGCAUCCGCCAUCUGCGGCCUCCUGAAGGACUUCCUGCGGAACCUCAAAGAGCCGCUGCUCACCUUCCGCCUCAACCGCACCUUCAUGGAGGCCGCCGAAAUUCAGGAUGAUGACAACAGCAUCGCCAUGAUGUACCAGACCAUCAGCGACCUGCCCCAAGCCAACAGGGACACGCUGGCCUUCCUCGUCAUUCACCUGCAGAGGGUCGCUCAGAGCACAGACACCAAGAUGGACGUGUCAAACCUGGCUCGCGUGUUUGGCCCCACGCUGGUGGGUCACGCAGUGCCCGACCCGGACCCCCGGACCAUCCUGCAGGACACCAAGCGCCAGCCUAAGGUGAUUGAGCGUCUCUUGAGCCUGCCUGUGGAGUAUUGGAGCCAGUUCAUGAUGGUGGAUCCUGACCAGGCCCUCCCAGGUCACAUGAUCAUUGAGAACACCAACUGCUACGCCACCCCUGAACAUAAAGUGAGCAUGCUGGGGCCCCUGACCACCCCCGAGCACCAGAUGAACAAGACCCCGUCCUCCAGCUCGCUGUCCCAGCGCAUGAAGUCCACCUUCGGCCGGAACACUCCCAUAUUCGGAUGCAAGACCAAGUCUGCGACCAACUUGGGCCAGCAGUCCGGCUUUUUCUCUCCAAUCGUGUAGUGGCCCCGGUGCAUCCUGGGAAUCGGCUCUGUUUCCGUCUCUGUACGAGGCACAGGGCGGGGCUACAAAGCCUUGCAAUAUUUUUAUACCCAUUUUUAUUUUCUAACUAAUUUUACCAAGUAAUACUUCCAGAGGUUUUAGGUCUUCUUUACUAAAAUGCCUUGUAUCCUGUAACACGACUACAUUUUUAACGUCUUUUAAAUGUUCAAGUAACGUAUUUAUAAUCAAAGGGAGGAAUAAGCUAUGUAUGGCUCUUCCGUCAGUGUUUUUAUGCUUUGUUUCUGUCUUGCCAGAGCUCUGAUUUACCUCCAUAUACAAUAUUUAGAAGCUCUGCUUAUGAAACCAGAUUGUGGUUGAAACUGAUCCAGCGGUGCCCAAUCACGUGCCGUGGGGGGGCGAGGGCUUGCAGGGUUUCACUGCGCCAAUCGCUACGCCUGCUGAUUUAGCUAACACACCUUCAACCAGAGAAGAGGGAACUAAUUGGUGGAAUCAGCGGGCGAGAUGAUUGGCUGGAACGAACACCUGCAUACUGCCGGCCCUCCACCUCAUGAUUGGGCGCCGCUGGUUUAAUCCAAACCCACAUUGGCUGUGCGAAGCGCGUAGGCAUUUCCGCACCGAUUUGGGUUGCGUUUUACCUGUGUUUUUACUCUCACUAACUGGCAGGCUGAGGUGGUUAAUCUGUACCCCACAGCUGCGCAAUCAAGCGUAAAACGGUUCACUGUAUUUCUGUGAUUCAGAGACCAGCCAUGUGCACAGGGGGAUGGCAACACUGGCACAAUGUGUUUUGAAAAAUGAAGAAAAUACUGAAAUUUACCUUUAGGUAAAUGUAAAUAUAGCCACACGCCCCCUGUGCAGCUUUUAUGAACAAUUUUGUGAAUUGGUGAUCAUACUGAUUAAUUUAAAAAUAUUCAGAGUAGGAAAAAAGUAUCACUUUAUAUUUUAACCCAGUUGUGUUUUAUAUGUUGUGCCCCUCAUUAUAAUGGUAAAAGCUUAGGAACUGUCGCCUUGCAGGCACAGAACUUUGUAAUAUGGGCCUGUAAGAAUUUCGAAGCGGUUUCCAUAAGAGUAAAUUACAGUAAAUUAGGUCGGCAGGGAACAGUGGUUCUGAUCUGCCUUGGUUUAAACUGUACUUCAGACAAGUUUGCUACAUGUAUUUUCAGUUUUAUAUUGUAUUUAAUUUCCCCAAUCCAUUUCUGAUCACUAUUUGAGUAUGGUCAGCAUGUUCCUCUUCUUCAGUGGGAAAGUAUAGCCUUAUCGACUCCUAACAAACCUGUUUGAACUUUCUGGUACGUAUUCUUAAUAUUAGAACCUGUCUUCCGAGCUAGCAUACUUUUCUCAUGCAUCCGGUGUGCAAUAUAACAGGGUUACUUUCCAUGCAGCUAGUUUCCAAAGUACCGCAUCGCUACCCUUUGUCCAGGUGUUUAGUUGAACUCUGUCUGUACCAAGGGGUCGCGAUGAUGACCUUUUGCCACUAGAGGUCGAGGUUGGGGAGAGGGCGUGCAGUGCGUUUGCAUAUGAUGUUUGCCUAUUUGUAUUCUACGAAACGCUGGCUCUGGUUACACAAUGGGCAUUGUCUCCCUCGCGAAUCAAAGGUGGGUUUGCACUCCAGGUGGCCUUGAGCCAUUGUGUCCAGGGGCUAAGGUGUCAGGAAGCUAACUGCGCUCACUCCGCGAGCCCUUUAUUAGUGCUUUAUGGGACCUGGGCAAUGUGCAAUUGCGCUCUCCGAUCGAGAACCCAGCUGCUCUGUGCGUCGGCGCCUAACGUGAAAUGAUUGAGCAGCAGCCUGCUCUGCCCAGAGGACCCUGCUUGGGAACGGCGUGCUGGCGAAGGGAAAGGGUUGUGCUGGUCUUUGCUUCUGGACUGCACUCCUCGAAGCCGUGUGGGUUUACAUCCGAGUGCGUGAAUACAUGUUGUGUGCUUGGACACGCUGUCCUGUUUCUCUCCAAAUACAGUAAACAUUUGUAACAAUCAAA
Molecule: messenger RNA, 4027 nt
Organism: Anguilla rostrata (American eel)
Lineage: Eukaryota; Metazoa; Chordata; Actinopteri; Anguilliformes; Anguillidae
Gene: racgap1
Product: Rac GTPase activating protein 1
Exons: 18
Coding region: 174-2054 (626 amino acids)
Biological process (GO): mitotic spindle midzone assembly; mitotic cytokinesis; Rho protein signal transduction
Cellular component (GO): centralspindlin complex; spindle midzone; nucleus
Molecular function (GO): GTPase activator activity
Source: RefSeq, a predicted model, not a curated record